GAUGUUACAUGUACACAUUAAAUGGCAAUCAGCUGGUUAAAAACAUAACAAACUCCUGGAGGGAAAUGCACAAAGAGAAGAUACUAAACUAACAAGUUUGGAAAGGAAACUGGGAAUCCACAAUAAAAGAGGAAAUGACUGAUAACCAGUUCUGUUAUUGAACAUUCUGUUAUUGAACACUUCAGGUACUUUUCCAAGCUUUGGUGCGUCCCUCUGCCCCUCCCCUUUGUCUGGGUGUGUUUCUGUUUUCAAACCUCACAUAGUCCAUGAUUUAAAGGCAGUCAACACUCCUGACUUGAGGACUCAACCUCAUCAUGCAUCAGGACUUGUAUGACAAGUUUUUUCUACAUCUCCAAGAUGGCAAGAGAAAGUAAAAACAAGAAUUCUGGUCGGACUGAUCUCCUGUUACUCUACCGGGCAGGUGGGGCAAGGUCGGUGCUCGAGCUACAAUGGGGUUUCUUCAGGUCGACCAAGUUCACCAGAUCACCUAGUGUGUUGACUGAAAGCGAGAAGUCAAGAGGGCGGGUAUACCCAAUCUGCCCUCUCCUCCACUUACAGAUCACUAGAUGACAGUUCUUCAGUCAGAGGUGUCACACAGAUGCAGUCUGCUUUGUCUCGGUCGUCUGAACUUCCACCGUCAUGCUAUGGGAGAAAAGGUUCGCUUGAGUCAUGGAGGUCGACUCGCUGAGAAGACUGAGAACACCUUCAAGAAUGGGCUGGUGUUCAGCAGCCGUCCAGUGAAGGUCCAGGAGAGGAUUCGUCUGAGAGUGGAGAGGGAUUCGACCAACUGGGAGGGAGCUCUGCGUGUGGGCUUUACCACUGUGCCACCCUCAGCCAGAUCUCUGCCCCUGCCCUGCUUGGCCAUCCCCAACCUCACUGACAAGCCUGGACACUGGGCUGUGCCUGUGCAUGAAUCGUACUGCCGAGCAGGUUCAGAGCUGGAGUUUUGGGUUUCUCAUGGUGGCAGCAUAUACGUAGCUGUCAACAACAGGCAGCGCAAGCGGCUGACAGGAGUGGAUCUCAGCCAGCCUCUGUGGGCCAUGAUAGACAUUUAUGGGAAGACGCGCUCCAUUUCGCUCCUGGGCUCCAAAAAAACAAAGCUCCUUUGCACUAGAAGAUCCUGUCCUGCACCUGAACCGCUCACCUCACCUGAUGCUUACAGUCACUUUGGUUCAGUUCCUGAUGUUUCAGACUUCAGACGUGAUGACUGCAUGUCCUGUCUUGACAUGGAAAUCCCAGCAGAUAAAGCCUGUGUGGUGUGCAUGGUGAAGGAGGCCAGAAUCACACUGCCUUGUGGCCACCGGUGUUUAUGUAAACACUGCGACUCCAGAGUCUGUCAAGAGUUUGGCACCUGCCCGCUGUGUCGACACAAGAUCAGAGCUCCAUCAGUGAAGGAGAGGUGGUUUAUAGAGGUCUAAGCUCUGACACACCAGCCAAGAAUCACCAAAUAUAAACUACUGACACACAGCGAACAGCACUUAUUAUGAAGCUUCAUCAUGUUUGGUUUUUCUGUUUUGUCAAACAUGUAAAAGUUCCAGCAUGAUGAAAUGUCCUUAAAUUCAUGUAAAGAUGUUAGUCUGGAAUUUUUUUAUGUAAAUAUUGCAAUUACGUCAGUAUAUGACGAGACAAAAUAUUGCACUAAGUGCAAAAUAUGUAUGUAUGUAAAUAUGUAAAAUGGUAUUAUAAUAAAAAUUUUCUGUACAGUAUAUUUUAUACUUUGGUAUAAAUCUGAAAGCAAUGUUUGAUUUUCAUAAACUCAUUUUGUCUUAAAAUUGUUAUAAUGUUGGUUCUUAGACAAUGGAAAGAAAAAAUAAAUAACCAUUGUUUCAAUCAUAAUAUUUUCUUCUCUAAUGUGUUUUUAAGGAUGUUGCUAUAAGAAAUGAAUCAAUAACAGUGCAUAUUAAAUAGAACAUGUUGGGGGAUAAAGAAAUAAUUGUCCACACUACACGUGUGAACACUGAUUAAACAUACCUUAAAGAAUAACAAGAGAGUCAAAUUGCCGUCAUGACUGAACUGAACUGUAAAUAAAUGGAGGCCAUCACAUAAGAUGAGACCGAGUAGCUUGAAAACAAAAGCUUGCUUGAAACACAAGAGCAUUUUCAAACACUUAGUUGUGUCAGCACAUCGCAGGGAUAAUGAUGCUAAAGCAAAAAGCUAAACUUUAAA
This is a messenger RNA of Oreochromis aureus, 2166 nucleotides long. RefSeq names its product E3 ubiquitin-protein ligase NEURL3-like. The coding region runs from base 567 to 1418 and encodes 283 amino acids. NCBI's taxonomy places the organism in Eukaryota, Metazoa, Chordata, Actinopteri, Cichliformes, Cichlidae. The record is from RefSeq and is a predicted model, not a curated record. Gene Ontology annotation, molecular function: ubiquitin protein ligase activity. The transcript is spliced from 5 exons.